Trichoderma gamsii is the source of this 1308-nucleotide messenger RNA. RefSeq lists its product as hypothetical. NCBI's taxonomy places the organism in Eukaryota, Fungi, Ascomycota, Sordariomycetes, Hypocreales, Hypocreaceae. The transcript has a single exon. The record is from RefSeq and is a predicted model, not a curated record. Gene Ontology annotation, cellular component: mitochondrial inner membrane. Gene Ontology annotation, biological process: inner mitochondrial membrane organization. Bases 1 to 1308 code for a protein of 435 amino acids.
AUGCAGCCCUUUGGCCGCGCAGUCUGGAGGCAUGGCAGGAUAGGCUUGGAGCUCGCUGUGAGGCCGCGGCCAGCACCGAAAAGCGGCAUCACGGCCGCAGCCCGAUGGCCCUCGACGGCCACCUGCGUGCGAUGCCAGAUCCAGGCCAUUGCCUAUCCUGCACGCUUUUAUUCCUCCAAGCCGCCAUCAGACAAGGUUGAGAAGCCCGUCAGCCCGCCCCAAUCCGAACCCAAAGCCGCCGAGCCCAAAGUCGACGAGCCGGCCUCGACCACGGCAAAAAGCGAGAAUGCCGAGCCGGCCGCUUCGUGGUCCAGGCCGAGCUGGCUGGAGCUGCCGUCCAUAUCAGAGGAACGACGAAGUGCCCUGAAUAAGAAAUUCAGCGACGUCAUGGAUAACAUGCAGUCACGGAUCCUCAAUGCCUCGCAGAAGCUCAACGAGAUCACCGGAUACACAAGCAUCGAAACCAUCAAAAUGGUCAACGAGCAGCUGGAGCGUGACUUGGCCUCGGCCCAGGCCCGGGUGCGGUCAGCAAGACAGGCAUACAAGACAUCGAAUAACAAGCGAGCGUCGACCCAGAGGGAGGUGACGACGCUGCUCGCCCGCAAGGAUACAUGGACGCCGCUGGACCUGGAACGCUUCACAGAAUUGUACCGCACAGACCACGUCCUGGAGGGCGAGGUCGUCUCAGCGCAGGAAAACUUGACCGAGGCCGAGUCAGACGAGCAGAAGCUCAGUCAGAAGCUCAACGCCGGCAUUCUGAAGCGGUAUCACGAAGAGCAGAUCUGGAGCGACCGGAUCCGAAGGGCCUCGACGUGGGGCACCUGGGGCCUGAUGGGCAUGAACUUUGUCCUCUUUGUCGUCUUCCAGUUCGUUGCCGAGCCCUGGAGGAGGAAGCGACUCAUCAAGGGCGUCGUGGCCGAAGAGGAGCGAGUCCUGGAAAAGGUCCAGGCCGAGAUGGCCCUCAUCAAGGCCGACCUGCACCUCAUGGCCGAGGCCGCCGCCACCGUGGCCGCAAGAACACCGGACCGGGACGCCGAACGGCUCUUCAACGUGCAACGCAUCAAGGAGGCGUGGCGCUUUGCCCUGUCCGGUGCCUGGAUCCGCAACUUUGAAGAAUGCAAGCAACUCUUUUCACAAUGGAAGGCCCUCAUCACCGACCCGGAGGUGUGGAAGGCCGGGUUCGAGGACCUAACAAGCAUACGCCCGCUGGAGCUGCGCAUGCGGGACGCCUCGGCCCUGGUGCUCGAGGGCCUCAUUACUGGCAUAGCAAUCACUUGGAGCAUCGGAGCGCUGUUUGGACGAAAAUGA